Coregonus sp. 'balchen' is the source of this 24949-nucleotide messenger RNA. The record is from the annotation of a GenBank genome assembly. Lineage: Eukaryota; Metazoa; Chordata; Actinopteri; Salmoniformes; Salmonidae.
CUGGUGGGGGAGGGAGGGGACUUGGAGGUGGGGGAUUGCACUGGGCUGGUGUCUAUAGGGGCUCCAUUCAGACGAUUCACUCUAACUUCUGCCAUCCUGCUCAGAGAGGGGGAGGGAGGGAGAGAGAGAGAGGGGGGGGGGGAUAGAGAGAGAGAGAGAGAGGGGGGGGGGGGGGGACGUUGAAUACGGUCCAUAUGAGUCUAACCUCAUCCCCAGGUUAAUUGCUACCGCACGUAGAGAGAUCUGGCUGGUAAACGAGACUAAUAUGACUAACUUCAUCCUAAUGACUUAGUUUCUCUGUUUGUCUGUCUGUCUCACUGUGGUUUCUCCUGUCUGUCUGUCUGUCUGUCCAUGGUUUUUCCUGUCUGUCUGUCUCACCAUGGUUUCUCAUGUCUGUCUCACCAUGGUUUCUCCUCCUCUGCUUCAGACUGGGGUUCACUGCAUCUCUGCAUCCAGCUGGCAUCUCCCUUCAGCUUGGUCCGAACCUUAGUGGCCCUGAACACUGAUGCUCUGUCCCCCUCUGAAACACAAACAAACACAGUGCACACGUUAGACAUAAACACACACACACACACGCACGCACAAAUGCACAUAAUAAAAAACAAUCACACACACACGCCAUCUGAAUAAGAACACACCUUCAUGAUACAUACUUCACAUUGAGCACACAGAUGGAAUGGAGGAAACUAUUUUGUAAUAAACAUGGUAUCCAUCACCUCAUCCCAUUGGCAUGAAGUUGAUCUACUACCACACCUUACAAUGGUAGGAAACACACUAUCACACACUCAUCAUAUUGAAAUCCCCUCAGUCAGUCAGUCAGUAACCCAGUAAACUCACCUUUUGACAUAGUCGUCCGUUUGUAAUCUGGUUCCUAUGACUCCUCUACUGGCUCCCUGAGUACCACAGACAGCAGAACAGACACAGGUUAGUAAGAGAGGUCCGGUCCACAAACAACCCCUAGUCUCUGUCCCACUUGGUCUUUGUGUAUAUCUGAUAGGAUUGGAUCUCUUGGUGUACAGUAUUGGUAUAGGUGCUGGACUGACACACUCAGGGUUGCAGGUUAGAGGCCCAUUGGGGCUACCCCUCUAGUUUGUUCUAGAACUGUUAAAUCUCGGUCAAAAGGAGGGCCACAGUAUCCCUCACCUCCCUUAAGGAACAGGAACAUGUGAUAGGCAUUCCACAGUCAUCCUUCAACUAUGCAGGUGAGCCGGUCCUACCACUUUCUGCCAAACUACCAAACAUACCCUCUGUCAGCCAAAGAUAGAUGGACACACAAGCAUGAACGCACACACACACGCAUGCACACACACACACACACACACAAACUGGAGCAAACAUAAUUUCUCAACGUAGGGUCUUAGAAGCAGGGUUCGAGAUGUUCAUGAAAACCUUGUCUGCUUGCUCUUUCUCCCACACACAGUGCAUUCGGAAAGUAUUCAGACCCUUUGACUUUUUCCACAUUUUGUUACAGACUUAUUCUAAAAUGGAUUCAAUACUUUUUUUCCCCUCAGCAAUCUACACACAAUACCCCAUAAUAACAAAGCGAAAAUAGGUUUUUAGAAUUUUUUUGCAAAUGUAUUAAAAAUAAAAAACAGAAAUACCUUAUUUACAUAAGUAUUCAGACCCUUUGCUAUGAGACUCGACAUUUAUCUCAGGUGCAUCCUGUUUACAUUGAUCAUCCUUGAGAUGUUUCUACUACUUGAUUGGAGUCCACCUGUGGUAAAUUAAAUUGAUUGGACAUGAUUUGGAAAGGCACACACCUGUCUAUAUAAGGUCCCACAGUUGACAGUGCAUGUCAGAGCAGAAACCAAGCCAUGAGGUCAAAAGAAUUGUCCGUAGAGCUCCAAGACAGGAUUGUUUCGAGGCACAGAUCUGAGGAAGGGUACCAAACAAAUUCUGCAGGAUUGAAGGUCCCCGAGAACACAGUGGCUUCCAUCAUUCUUAAAUGCAAGAAGUUUGGAACCACCAAGACUCUUCCUAGAGCUGGCCGCCCGGCCAAACUGAGCAAUCGGGGGAGAAGGGCCUUGGUCAGGGAGGUGACCAAGAACCCGAUGGUCACUCUGACAGAGCUCUAGAGUUACUCCGUGAAGAUGGGAGAACCUUCCAGAAGGACAACCAUCUCUGCAGCACUCUACCAAUCAGGCCUUUAUGGUAGAGUGGCCAGACAGAAGCCACUCCUCAGUAAAAGGCAUAUAACAGCCUGCUUUGAGUUUGCCAAAAAGCACCUAAAGACUCUCAGACCAUGAGAAACAAGAUUCUCUGGUCUGAUGAAACCAAGAUUAAACUCUUUGGCCUGAAUGCCAAGCGUCACAUCUGGAGGAAACCUGGCACCAUCCCUACAGUGAAGCAUGGUGGUGACAGCAUCAUGCUGUGGGGAUGUUUUUCAGCGGCUGGGACAGGGAGACUAGUCAGGAUCGAGGCAAAGAUGAACGGAGCAAAGUACAGAGAGAUCCUUGAUGAAAACCUGCUCCAGAGCACUCAGGACCUCAGACUGGGGUGAAGGUUCAACUUCCAACAGGACAACAACCCUAAGCACACAGCCAAGAUAAUACAGGAGUGGCUUUGGGACAAGUCUCUGAAUGUCCUUGAUUGGCCCAGCCAGAGCCCAGACUUGAACCCGAUCAAACAUCUCUAGAGAGACCUGAAAAUAGCUGUGCAGCGACGCUCCCCAUCCAACCUGACAGAGCUUGAGAGGAUCUGCAGAGGGGAAUGGGAGAAACUCCCCAAAUACAGGUGUGCCAAGCUUGUAGCGUCAUACCCAAGAAGACUCGAGGCUGUAAUCGCUGCCAAAGGUGCUUCAACAAAGUACUAAGUAAAAGGUCUGAAUACUUAUGUAAAUGUGAUAUUUCUAAAAACCUGUUUAAGUUGGAAGUUUACAUACACUUAGGUUGGAGUCAUUAAAACUUGUUUUUCAACCACUCCACAAAUGUAUUGUUAACAUUUACAUUUUACAGAUGCUCUUAUCCAGAGCGACUUACAGUCAGUGAGUGCAUACAUUCUUAUUUUAUUUUUUUCAUACUGGCCCCCCGUGGGAAUCGAACCCACAACCCUGGCGUUGCAAACGCCAUGCUCUACCAACUGAGCUACAUCCCUGCCGGCCAUUCCCUCCCCUACCCUGGACGACUCUGGGCCAAUUGUGCACCGCCCCAUGGGUCUCCUGGUCGCGGCCGGCUACGACAGAGCCUGGAUUUGAACCAGGAUCUCUAGUGGCACAGCUAGCACUGCGAUGCAGUGCCUUAGACCACUGCGCCACUCGGGAGAUUGACUAUAGUUUUGGCAAGUCAGUUAGGACAUCUACUUUGUGCAUGACACAAGUCAUUUUUCCAACAAUUGUUUACAGACAGAUUAUUUCACUUAUAAUUAAUUGUAUCACAAUUUCACUAAGUUGACUGUGCCUUUAAACAGCUUGGAAAAUUCCAGAAAAUUAUGUCAUGGCUUUAGAAGCUUCUGAUAGGCUAAUUGACAUAAUUUGAGUCAAUUGGAGGUGUACCUGUGGAUGUAUUUCAAGGCCUACCUUCAAACUCAGUGCCUCUUUGCUUCACAUCAUGGGAAAAUCAAAAGAAAUCAGCCAAGACCUCAGAAAAAAAAUUGUAGACCUCCACAAGUCUGGUUCAUCCUUGGGAGCAAUUUCCAAAUGCCUGAAGGUACCACAUUCAUCUGUACCAACAAUAGUAUGCAAGUAUAAACACCAUGGGACCACGCAGCCGUCAUACCGCUCAGGAAGGAGACGCGUUCUGUCUCCUAGAGAUUAACGUACUUUGGUGCGAAAAGUGCAAAUCAAUCCCAGAACAACAGCAUAGGACCUUGUGAAGACGCUGGAGGAAACAGGUACAAAAGUAUCUAUAUCCACAGUAAAACGAGUCCUAUAUCGACAUAACCUGAAAAGCAGCUCAGCAAGGAAGAAGCCACUGCUCCACAACCGCCAUAAAAAAUCCAGACUACGGUUUGCAACUGCACAUGGGGACAAAGAUCGUACUUUUUGGAGAAAUAUCCUCUGGUCUGAUGAAACAAAAAUAGAACUGUUUGGCCAUAAUGACCAUCGUUAUGUUUGGAGGAAAAAGGGGGUAACUUGCAAGCCGAAGAACACCAUCCCAACCGUGAAGCACGGGGGUGGUAGCAUCAUGCUGUGGGGGUGCUUUGCUGCAGGAGGGACUGGUGCACUUCACAAAAUAGAUGGCAUCAUGAGGAAGGAAAAUUAUGUGGAUAUAUUGAAGCAACAUCUCAAGACAUCAGUCAGGAAGUUAAAGCUUGGUCGCAAAUGGGUCUACCAAAUGGACAAUGACCCCAAUCAUACUUCCAAAGUUGUGGCAAAAUGGAUUAAGGACAACAAAAUCAAGGUAUUGGAGUGACCAUCACAAAGCCCUGACCUCAAGCCUAUAGAACAUUUGUGGGCAGAACUGAAAAAGCGUGUGCGAGCAAGGAGGCCUACAAACCUGACUCAGUUACACCAGCUCUGUCAGGAGGAAUGGGCCAAAAUUCACCCAACUUAUUGUGGGAAGCUUGUGGAAGGCUUCCCGAAACGUUUGACCCAAGUUAAACAAUUGAAAGGCAAUGCUACCAAAUACUAAUUGAGUGUAUGUAACUUCUGACCCACUGGGAAUGUGAUGAAAGAAAUAAAAGCUUAAAUAAAUCAUUCUCUCUACUAUUAUUCUGACAUUUCACAUUCUUAAAAUAAAGUGGUGAUCCUAACUGACCUAAAACAGAGAAUUUUUACUAGGAUUAAAUGUCAGGAAUUGUGAAAAACUGAGUUUAAAUGUAUUUGGCUAUGGUGUAUGUAAACUUCCGACUUCAACUGUGUGUAUAUAUAUAUAUAUAUACACAGCUGCGGGAAAAAAUUGAGACCACUGCAAAAUUAUCAGUUUCUCUGGUUUUACUAUUUAUAGGUAUGUGUUUGGGUAAAAAUAACAUUUUUGUUUUAUUCUAUAAACUACUGACAACAUUUCUCCCAAAUUCCAAAUAAAAACAUUGUCAUUUAGAGCAUUUAUUUGCAGAAAAUUACAACUGGUCAAAAUAACAAAAAAAUAUGUAGUGUUGUCAGACCUCGAAUAAUGCAAAGAAAAUAAGUUCAUGUAAAUUUUUAAACAACACAAUACUAAUGUUUUAACUUAGGAAGAGUUCAGAAAUCAAUAUUUGGUGGAAUAACCCUGAUUUUCAAUCACAGCUUUCAUGCGUCUUGGCAUGCUCUCCACCAGUCUUUCACAUUGAUGUUGGGAGAUUGGGCUGGCCAUGACAGGGUCUUGAUCUGGUGGUCCUCCAUCCACAUCUUGAUUGACCUGGCUGUGUGGCAUGGCGCAUUGUCCUGCUGGAAAAACCAAUCCUCAGAGAUGGGGAACAAUGUCAGAGCAAAAGGAAGCAAGUUUUCUUCCAGGACAACCUUGUACGUGGCUUGAUUCAUGCGUCCUUCACAAAGACAAAUCUGCCCGAUUCCAGCCUUGCUGAAGCACCCCCAGAUCAUCACCGAUUCUCCAACAAAUUUCACAGUGGGUGCGAGACACUGUGGCUUGUAGGCCUCUCCAGGUCUCUGUCUAACCAUUAGACGACCAGGUGUUGGGCAAAGCUGAAAAUUGCACUCAUCAGAGAAGAUGACCAUAAUCCAGUCCUCUACGGUCCAAUCAUUAUGGUCUUUUGUAAACCUCAGCCUGACUCUUCUUUGCUUCUCAUUGAUGAAGGGCUUCUUUCUAGCUUUGCAUGACUUCAGCCCUGCCCCUAGGAGCCUGUUUCGAACCGUCCUCGCCGUGCACUUCACCCCAGCUGCCGUUUGCCAUUCUUUUUGUAGGUCACUUGAUGUCAUCCUACGGUUGUUGAGUGACAUUCGAAUGAGUUGGCGGUCAUCCUGGUCAGUAGAGAGUCGUUUUCGCCCUCUGCCGGUCAGUAGCUUUGUUGUCUCCAGUGUCUGCUGCUUGACUUUGUUCUUGUUCUUAUGAACCGCCACAUUGAAAUUCUAAGGAUGGAAGCAACCUGACGCUCACUGUAACCAUCUGCCAGUAAAGCCAGAAUUGAACCCUUCUUUUCCUCACUCAAAACUUUCCUUUUCAACUCUUUUGGCAUGGUCAAUAGUUAUUUUUUGAUUAAUAUUACUUUUGAGGUACUAUUAGCACUGUUUUUGCCAUCCAACUGGUCCUAUUGCAAGAGGAUAGUGAUGACCACAGCAGUGGUUUUUAUACUUUUCCUCGUUAAAUAAGAUUUGGUUCAUGUGAUCAUCUAAUCAGUACCUAAUUCAGUAGAAUGAGGUGUGCCUGUGUUGGAAUUCAACAGCCACUGGAAUGGAAUGGCUGUCAUACAUGUAGAGAUGCUGAUUUAAGAAAAAUGUACAGUGGUCUCUUAAUUUUUUCCACAGCUGUGUAUAUAUAUAUAUAUAUAUUACACAAUUCACAUUAAACACAAACGGCUAACUCACAUUUCUCCUCAGGAAGCAAAUUAAAAUUGUAAUAAAACGUUGUUAAGAUUUUUCCUUAUCUAAACGACAUGCAAAGUUAACCUUAUGCAAAAUAAAAUGGAGUGCUGCCAAAUUCACUGUGCAAAUGACCUCCCAGUGGUAAAAUGUAAAUCCUGAGGCAGUGGAAUCGCUCUUUCCGAAUAUCUUCUGGCGGUGAUGACAGACCAACUAGACUGAAGACAGGCAUAGAUACUGUAUCGAUCAUACAUGAUACACACCAUACAUUUUACAUGAUACACACCACCAGCGCACACACACACACACACGUUAAAUGAUCAAUGAUAAAGCUACGGUAAGGGAGUAGCAGGAUGGAAACUCUUCUGACAGACAGACUGACAACCAUGGAAACAAGGCAGAGAGAAUAAUGGUUCUGAGAGGACAGACAGACUGACAACCAUCACACGUCUGUCAGGGUCUGAGGAGUUAGCAUAGCAUAAACAGUUAACAUAACAUAAACAGUUAGCAAAGAAUAGGAUUGAUUAUAUAUGAUCUAUGCUGAUUCAAAAAGAGAGGGUCAAGAGAGAGAGAAUCCACAUUCUAAGCCCUGACAAACGUGGCACAAACUAACCUCAUAAAGUAACAGGAGUAAAAAAAAGUACCUACUUUCACUGGAUACUGUAUCCACAGACUGUCUCCCAAACUGUAGAGAAUCCCACACAGUAGAUUGAGAGCAGGUGAGAGAGAACAGUAUAGGUCAAGACUGAUAGGUGUUGGAACAGGUACGGGCGUGGACACAGACUAGCUCAGCCAGUCAGAGGCUAUGCCACCCCCCAGGGUGGGUGGGUGUGUAGGGGGGGGGGUGUGUGUGUGUAGGGGUGUGUGUGUGUGUUUGUGUAGGAGUGUGUGUGUGUGUGUGUGUUUGUGUAGGGGGUGUGUGUGUGUGUGUGUGUAGGGGUGGGUGUGUGUGUGUGUGUUUGUGUAGGGGGGGUGUGUGUGUGUGUGUAGGGGUGUGUGUGUGUGUUUGUGUGUGUUUGUGUAGGAGUGUGUGUGUGUUUGUGUGUGAGUGUGUAGGGUGUGUGUGUGUGUGUGUGUGUGUGUGUGUGUGUGUGUGGGGUGUGUGGGUGUGUGUGUGUGUGUGUGUGUAGGGGUGUGUGUGUGUGUGUGUGUGUGUGUGUGUGUGUAGGGUUGUGUGUGUGUGUGUGUAGGGUUGUGUGUGUGUGUGUUUGUGUGUGGGUGUGUGUGUAGGGGUAAGAAGUGAGUUUCAUUUAUCACUUAUUUCCCUCUCUUUUAUCACAUACCUGAGAGCCUGGUGAGCAGGAACAUACCUGGCAUAACACACACACACGUUGGGUCCUAGAAGACUGUUUCUCUCAUGCUUACUGGAUAGGGAGACACAGUGCACGCAUCAUCAGAAAGAGACAGAGACAUCAACACAUCUGAGAACAGUGACUGUAGCUAUUCUCUAACAGAGACAUCAACACAUCUGAGAACAGUGACUGUAGCUAUUCUGUAACAGAGACAUCAACACAUCUGAGAACAGUGACCGUAGCUAUUCUCUAACAGAGACAUCAACACAUCUGAGAACAGUGACCGUAGCUAUUCUCUAACAGAGACAUCAACACAUCUGAAAACAGUGACCGUAGCUAUUCUCUAACAGAGACAUCAACACAUCUGAGAACAGUGACCGUAGCUAUUCUCUAACAGAGAGAUCAACACAUCUGAGAACAGUGACUGUUCAGUGACUAUUCUCUAACAAUUGGGUCACACUUUAAAGUCUACUGUCCUUCAAAGUGUUUCACAAUCCCAAAGCAAACACCAGGACUGCUAUUUGCUUUGUAACGUUACAAGUUCAAUAAGCCUCUCUAUUUAUCUUUCAAACUACAGCCAAUUAUGUUCUAGCCACAUUAAAACAUGCCUCAUCUUGAUAGGGUCUGUUUAAGUUAAUAGCGGUCUGUUGAAAGACAGACCUGGGUAACACUUUCAGAGUCAGCUGACCUAUGAAUGGGUAAACCAUGGGACCUUGAGGUGCAGACGUAGGCAGAACAGGGUGCUAGCUCACAGAUGAGUGUGUGUGUGUGGACACUUUCUCAGAGCACCUGCGUACUCCAACAUCUACCAUCUGCUCCAAAGCACAGUUGUCAAUAGCAACAUAAUAAAUGAACACAGUUGUCAAUAGCAACAUAAUAGAUUAACUCUGAAAAUGAGUGUCCACACCAGAUAGUGUUCCAAGUCUACAGUACAUAACCCCACCCCUAUUUAGCUACAGAAACAAUCACACACAUACCAUGCAUACGUUCCAUACCGUGCAUAAGUUCACCCACCCUUUUUUAAAUGGAAUAGGGUGGGGACUUGGGAGGGAUGUCCAUUUACUCAGUCAUACAGGUUCACUGUAGUAGAGAGAGUAAGGAUGAGGAAACUGGUUGGUUUUAGUGCCCAAGUUUCACUUCAGCUGAUAGUCAGUGUAAACUGUGAAGUCUAUUGAACAACCUUGCGCUUUUCUCAACCCCCCUCAUCCCGCUCUUUGAGGGCUAAACCAGUUGAACGGCUAAGCCUAGCAGCAGUGACAGUCUCACCGUGGCUCAUUAUACUAGAAGGAAUGUCAGGCAUUUCAACCUAACCACCGCCCUCCAUCUUUCUUCCGCCCGCCCUCCCACCUAAACAAUACCUUUCAGUGGAAUCAGCUUUAAUAAGCGUUACAUGUGACAAUGUGUUUACGAGGAAGUCAUGUCAUUGUGACAGUAAGACAGCUGGAAUGUAGAAAAAGGAGAAUGACGGAGAGAGAGACAGAGAGAGAGAGGAUGGAGAGAGAGAGAGACAGAGACGAUGGAGAGGAUGGAGAAAGGAUGGAGAGAGACAGAGACAGAGAAAGACAGAGAGAAAGACGGAGAGAGAGAGAGGAUGGAGAGAGAGAGGAUGGAGAGAGGAAGGAGACAGACAGAGACUAGUUUCCCAUCCCUUUUUCUGUUCUGUGAACUAUUGUUCUAUAAAAUACGUUGCAAUACAGUUUGUCUUUGUCUUAAAUAUAUGUCAUAGUAACAUUAAUCCUGUGACAUCGGCUUUGGAAAAAAAUAAGGAUGGGGCUUGCCUGAGUAAUGGUGGAUAAAUGCUUCAAAACAUGCAAACAUUUUUCUUUAGCUAACUAUUUUCUAAUGAGGGUAAACAAACGUUGUAAUUUAUAUGUUGACAAUGUUGGUUCAUAUACAAACACAUUCUAUGUUAGCGUUUUAAUAAACAAACUGUACAAUGUUUAGAUUAAGGGAAUGUAAGGCAUAACAUAUUUUAUUUGAAAUGAACAAACUGCAUGAUUGAUUGUGAUUUGUAUAAGAAAAUAGAAACAAGAUAUCUGUAGAGGGAAAACAGUCACAGUAAAUGUAUCACUCAUACAUCAAAAUGAGUGCUCAUGAAUAAUGGUAAGAGGAAGUGCUGGAAACAUCUCCAUGUUAGAUUGUGUAUCCUCAUUCCACAGAGAGAAGAAAUGUGUGCUGCUCUCUAUUGGUGAAGAGAGGUACUGAAGCCAGGCAAAAAUGGAGUACAGAAAGUUCUAGAAAAGGUGAGUGUUCACAGAUCCUCAUACAGGCCUACAGACAUUAUGAGAGAACACACUCAUUUCAAAGGCUCAUACCCCCAGUUAGUAUUAUGGGCCAAAAAAUAUAUGUGAGUUUGAAAGAAAACUUGUUUACCUAAAGAACAAGACUUAAGACACUGGUGAGAAUAUGAAACACAGUCCGUCCCUUGGGGUUGAAUCUUAACUUGAGAACUGUACACAUAACUGCCAGCUUAAAUGUUUUUCAACCAUUGACAUCAGUGCAUUAUUUAUGUGCAUAGAUCUCAAGUUAGGAUUUAGCCGUGAGGUUCCAUACCACUAGCCUUGAAUCCAAACUGAUAUUAUCCAUUUCACCAUUGUUUCACAGAGCAUAUCAGUAUGGUUUCUAGGCUACCAUAUUGCAGGUAUAGCCAUCAGGCUCCAUGACGUAGAUGAGGAUAGCUCGCCACCGUGCGUCUGAUCCCGUCCCUUAGACUAACCACAGGCUUGUACCCCAUGUCCUGCUUGGCUCUGGAGCAGCUGUAGAAGUGGUGUGUACCUGCCAGGGCCACCCUCAUGGGGGUGAAGGUGGGCUUGAAAGCCACUAGGGGGCGUAGUAACAGAGACAGCAGCCACAGCAGCAGAGCUAGCCCGUAGACUAGUGUGUAGGGAAGGUGGUAGCGCGGCGCAGCAUAGCCCAGACCUACUAGAAUAUCUGACAUGAAGUCCCAGAACCGGACAGGCUCGUCAUUAGUGAUGUGGUACGCCUGGAGGGGGAGGAAGACCAGUCAAUACGGAUUGAGAAAAUUGACAGAGUUAGGGUAAGACAUUCCUAUUCAUUCUCUGUAGCCAUACAUUGGCUAGAACCUAAUCUUGUCCACCAGCCACCUCAUUCUUUUUGGAACCGUCUGGUUUCACAGCGCCUCAGAAAGGGACUUGAAUGGAGCCUAUGGCAGGAGCGGGAAGAAAAUCUAGCGGGAGUUUAUUGGCUGAUCUCUCAGUCCAUCACCAUCUGGCACAGGAAUGGGCAACUUUGAUGGGGGUGGGGCCACAACAAAUCAGAACUCAUCAUGGGUCUGCGUACUAUAUGAUAUAAUAUCUGAUUCAGACUGACUAACAAAAUCAAUAGGGCCCCCCCGGCCAGUAAUAAAAAGUUUAGAUAACUGGUCACUAAACUAACUUAGCAAUCUAAAAAAAAAAAUAGCUGACAUGGGCUAAUUGACUGACAUAAGAGAAAAACUGCAGAUGCACAACCAAAUUUCGAAAUUGCACUUUCUAACUCGCAACUGUAAGUUGCGACCCCGACUGAGUUCCCCCAAAAAAGUUGCCGAUCCCUGAUACAGCAUAACCCUUAGAACCUCCCCUCUACAUUGUGGAUAUCAAAGUGCAAGCAGUGCAAGUGAUUUACUGUAGGCUAAACAAGGAAGUGAGUUCAGGAAAUCGGAAAGUACAGCACCAGUCAAAAGUUUGGACACACCUACUCAUUCAAGGGUUUGUCUUUAUUUUUACUAUUUUCUACAUUGUAGAAUAAUAGUGAAGACAUAAAAACUAUGAAAUAACACAUAUGGAAUCAUGUAGUAACCAAAAAAGUGUUAAACAACUCAAAAUAUUUUAUAUUCUUCAAAGUAGCCACCCUUUGCCUUGUUGACAGCUUUGCACACUCUUGGCAUUCACCUGGAAUGCUUUUCCAACAGUCUUGAAGGAGUUCCCACAUAUGCUGAGCACUUGUUGGCUACUUUUCCUUCACUCUGCGAUCAAACUCAUCCCAAACCAUCUCAAUUGGGUUGAGGUCGGGGGAUUGUGGAGGCCAGUUCAUCUGAUGCAGCACUCCAUCACUCUCCUUCUUGGUCCAAUAGCCUUUACACAAUGUGUUGGGUCAUUGUCCUGUUGAAAAACAAAUGAUAGUCCCGAUUGGCGCAGUGGUCCAAGGCACUGCAUCUCAGUGCUUGAGGCGUCACUACAGACCCCCUGGUUUGAUUCCAGGCUGUAUCACAACCGGCCGUGAUUGGGAGUCCCAUAGGGCGAUGCACAUUUGGCCCAGCGUCGUCCGGGUUUGGCCGGUGUAGGCCAUCAUUGUAAAUAAGAAUUUGUUCUUAACUGAAUUGCCUAGUUAAAUAAAGGUUAAAAAAAAAUAUAUAAUAAUAAUAAGCGCAAACCAGAUGGGAUGGCAUAUCGCUGCAGAAUGCUGUGGUAGCCAUGCUGGUUAAGUGUGCCUUGAAUUCUAAAUAAAAUCACUGACAGUGUUACCAGCAAAGCACCCCCAAACCUCCUCCUCCAUGCUUCACGGUGGGAACCACACAUGUGGAGAUCGUCCGUUCACCUACUCUGCAUCUCACAAAGACACAGCGGUUGGAACCAAAAAUCUCAAAUUUGGACUCAUCAGACCAAAGGACAGAUUUCCACCGGUAUAAUGUCCAUUGCUCAUGUUUCUUGGCUCAAGCAAGUCUCUUCUUCUUAUUGGUGUCCUUUAGUAGUGGUUUCCUUGCAGCAAUUAGACCAUGAAGGCCUGACUCACGCAGUCUCCUCUGAACAGUUGAUGUUGAGAUGUGUCUGUUACUUGAACUCUGUGAAGCAUUUAUUUGGGCUGCAAUGUCUGAGGCCGGUAACUCUAAUGAACUUAUCCUCUGCAGCAGAGGUAACUCUGGGUCUUCCUUUCCUGUGGCAGUCCUCAUGAGAGCCAGUUUCAUCAUAGUGCUUGAUGGUUUUUGCGACUGCACUUGAAGAAACUUCUUGAAAUUUUCCGGAUUGACUGACCUUCAUUUCUUAAAGUAAUGAUGGACUGUCAUUUCUCUUUGCUUUUUUGAGCUGUUUUUGCCAUAAUAUGGCACACCUGUUAAUUGAAAUGCAUUCCAGGUGACUACCUCAUGAAGCUGGUUGAGAGAAUGCCAAGAGUGUGCAAAGCUGUCAUGAAGGCAAAGGAUGGCUACUUUAAAGAAUCUAAAAAGUAAAAUAUAUCUUCGAUUUGUUUAACACUUUUUUGGUUACUACAUGAUUCCAUAUGUGUUAUUUCAUAGUUUUGAUGUCUUCACUAUUAUUCUACAAUGUAGAAAAUUGUAAAAAGAAAAGAAAAACCCUGGAUUGAGUAGGUGUCCAAACUUCUGACUGGUUCUGUAUGCAUCUUAGAACUAGUUUUCACAUAUAAACUUUAUAUGCCCAAACUCAAUUAAUUGAGCUUCCCAAAAAUAACCCUAACCCAUAAAUAAUAUGGCCGCUGUGAUGGAACAUUAAUUUGAAUUGCCGAAUUUCAGAAUUUUUCCAAGUCCCAUCUAAUACAGCUGUAGCAGGCUCUCCCUCUCCCGCCUCGAUUUUAGCCCACACCCCUUUCAAGUCCCACUUUGUUGCACUGUAUUUCCAGGCUCUAUAUCGACAGCUUGGGACUAUAAAGGUUCUAUCUGCAUUUUUUGGUGAAAUUGAGUAAUUGACAUAACCUUGUUCUGUUCAAUGUUCUCUACCUAUAUAGUGCUCUAAAUACCUCAAUUUAUGUUGUUAAGUUCAAAAUAAUUUCUGUUCAAGUUCUGAAUAUGCAAUUGAGGACGCCGUUUGUUAGAACCAAUGUUCCCUCAAAAAAAUGUGAGCAAAUGUAAGGUCUGCUGAGUGCAAACUUGAAGGUUAUGAAAUUCUGUGCAACUUCCGGCGCGCGAUUACUGUGAACACUGAGGCUGUACCUGCUUUAAGUUACAGUUUUAACAGUGGCCAUUUGAUCAUAAUGUAGGCCGUUCAGAGAGGCCUACCAUCAAAAACAAUAGAGAGAAAUGCAUCCCAUAACAUUUAAAUAUGGAAAUAGCUGUUCUAUCAUUCAGCCUACAGUAGCAGCCAAUGUGUGGUGUUCAAUGUAGGCCUACAUUCCAUGAUACUUUUUUUUUUUUAAUAUGCAGGGCUUGACAUUAACCUGUUUAUCCACUUGUCCUUUAAACAAGGAGGUGACUGAAAAUGGUGUUUGAUGCAAGAAACCUUAACUCCUGAGUGGCGCAGUGGUCUAAGGCACUGCAUCGCAGUGCUAACUGUGCCACUAGAUCCUGGUUCGAAUCCAGGCUCUGUCGCAGCCGGCCGCGACCGGGAGACUCAUGGGCGGCGCACAAUUGGCCCAGCGUUGUCCAGGGUAGGGGAGGGAAUGGCCGGCAGGGAUGUAGCUCAGUUGAUAGAGCAUGGCGUUUGUAACGCCAGGGUUGUGGGUUUGAUUCCCACGUGGGGCCAGUAUUUAAAAAAAUAUGUAUUCACUAACUGUAAGUCGCUCUGGAUAAGAGCGUCUGCUAAAUGACUAAAAUGUAAAUGUAAAUGUAAACCACUUUACAAAAUAAAAUGCAUUAUUAUUCCCAUACCAUUAUUACAGAGAAUCAGACAAAUUAUGCUACGCUCUUCCUCUUGGCUACUUAGCUUAUUCAAGACCAUCUCAAAAUACAACACUGCCCCUUUAAGACAUAAAAAAAAGCUCUUUACUUGACUGGCUUUUCAAAGAUGGCUAGAAACGCACAGGUUUUGUGCUCUUGUAGGAAGCAAUUAUUCCCCCAUUGUUGACUAGAAAUGAGCUAUAACUGGGCUAAUAACUCACUAACUAGCAAAGGAUAUGAACAAAUGUGUACACGUGGUUACAUGCAGCACUCGUUUUGAUCUCAAAACAAGCGCACCUCCUCGCGACCGCUCAUACUGUAGCCUAAACAUUGUCCAGUUCAAAGUGAAAGGCACAGAUCCAUAUAUAGCAAUGGCUAUUUGCAUAUAGGCCUACUGCAGCGCUGAUUGGUUAUGGCGCACCGGUCUGUGUAGAGUACUUGCCUGACUCGUGCCUGUCAAUGCAAUAUAAUCCUACUCCAAUGCGCUCUGCCUGCAAGAAAAUCUCUUGCAUAGUUAGUUUUGUUUCCGUAUGUUACAUUGAAAUUGGCUAACAUUGCGUUGAUUCGAUCACAAUUCCCACAGUAAAGGGAAACGUUGAUAGUGUUAACUAAAGGGGAAAACUCAAGAAAGGUGAGUGAAGUUCAAUCUCGUGCUUCUCUGCAAGGGUGGAUAUUUCUUCUGUGCAGCAGUCCGAUUGAGAGCAGCGCGCCCACGCGUAGUUUAGAGGGAACAUAGGUUAGAACCCAACAAAUAUUGUGUGAGUGCGAAAGGAAUCUCUUUCUUCGAACACAGAACAGUUGACCCUAUUGGUCAUCAUCACACAGUUGCACAGUGCAGGCAGGUCUACCAUAUGAGCUAGGACAUAUAGAGGGUUCCUACCUUGCCACAGAUAGGAGACUCUGGCCUCAGACUCUCAGCUGCCAGGAUGUGUCCAUGAACCACAUUCUCCACAAAAGUGAAAUCCACCAGGUUACAACCAUCACUAGAGACAGAGAGAGAAGACCGAGGCAGAGAGAGAGACAACAUCAACAAGGGCAGCCCCAUAUUUACAUGUACGUCAUUUAGCAGACGCUCUUAUCCAGAGCCACUUACAAAUUGGUGCAUUCACCUUAUGACAGCCUGUGGGACAACCACUUUACAAUUUAAUAUUUUGCUAAUUUUUUAAUUCAUAAUUUAUUUGUUUUAUAUAUAUAUAUAUAAAGAAUCUCAAAAGUAAAAUAUAGUAGAAGGAUUACUUUUAUACUAUCCCAGGUAUUCCUUAAAGAGGUAGGGUUUCAAGUGUCUCCAGAAGGUGGUCAGUGACUCCACUGUCCUGGCGUCGUGAGGGAGCUUGUUCCACCAUUGGGGUGCCAGAGCAGCGAACAGUUUUGACUGGGCUGAGCGGGAACUGUGCUUCCGCAGAGGUAGGGGGACCAGCAGGCCAGAGGUGGAAGAACGCAAUGCCCUCGUUUGGGUGUAGGGACUGAUCAGAGCCUGAAGGUAAGGAGGUGCCGUUCCCCUCACAGCUCCAUAGGCAAGCACCAUGGUCUUGUAGCAGAUGCGAGCUUCAACUGGAAGCCAGUGGAGUGUGCGGAGGAGCGGGGUGACGUGAGAGAACUUGGGAAGGUUGAACACCAGACGGGCUGCAGCAUUCUGGAUGAGUUGUAGGGGUUUAAUGGCACAGGCAGGGAGCCCAGCCAACAGCGAGUUGCAGUAAUCCAGACGGGAGAUGACAAGUGCCUGGAUUAGGAUCUGUGCCGCUUCCUGUGUAAGGUAGGGUCGUAUUCUGCGAAUGUUGUAGAGCAUGAACCUACAGGAACGGGUCACCGCUUUGAUGUUAGCGGAGAACGACAGGGUGUUGUCCAGGGUCACGCCAAGGUUCUUUGCACUCUAGGAGGAGGACACAACGGAGUUGUCAACCGUGAUGGCGAGAUCAUGGAGCGGGCAGUCCUUCCCCGGGAGGAAGAGCAGCUCUGUCUUGCCAAGGUUCAGCUUGAGGUGGUGAUCCGACAUCCACACUGAUAUGUCUGCCAGACAUGCAGAGAUGUGAUUCGCCACCUGGUUAUCAGAAGGGGGAAUGGAGAAGAUGAAUUGUGUGUCAUCUGCGUAGCAAUGAUAGGAGAGACCAUGUGAGGAUAUGACAGAGCCAAGUGACUUGGUGUAUAGAGAGAAUAGGAGAGGGCCUAGAACUGAGCCCUGGGGGACACCAGUGGUGAGAGCACGUGGUGCGGAGACAGAUUCUCGCCACGCCACCUGGUUGGAGCGACCUGUCAGGUAGGACGCAAUCCAAGAGUGAGCCGCGCCGGAGAUGCCCAACUCGGAGAGGGUGGAGAGGAGGAUCUGAUGGUUCACAGUAUCAAAGGCAGCAGAUAGGUCUAGAAGGAUGAGAGCAGAGGAGAGAGAGUUAGCUUUAGCAGUGCAGAGAGCCUCCGUGACACAGAGAAGAGCAGUCUCAGUUGAAUGACCAGUCUUGAAACCUGACUGGUUUGGAUCAAGAAGGUCAUUCUGAGAGAGAUAGCAGGAGAGUUGGCUAUAGACGGCACGCUCAAGAGUUUUGGAGAGAAAAGAAAAAAGGGAUACUGGUCUGUAGUUGUUGACAUCGGAGGGAUCGAGUGUAGGUUUUUUGAGGAUGGGUGCAACUCUCGCUUUCUUGAAGAUGGAAGGGACAUAGCCAGUGGACAAGGAUGAGUUGAUGAGUGAGGUGAGGUAAGGGAGAAGGUCUCCGGAAAUGGUCUGAAGAAGAGAGGAGGGGAUAGGGUCAAGCGGGCAGGUUGUUGGGCGGCUGGCCAUCACAAGUCGCAAGAUUUCAUCUGGAGAGAGAGGGGAGAAAGAAGUCAAAGCAUAGGGUAGGGCAGUGUGAGCAGGACCAGCGCUGUCAUUUGACUUAAUAUGUCGUCAACCUUCUUUUCAAAAUGGUUGACGAAGUCAUCCACAGAGAGGGAGGAGGGAGGGGGAGGAGGAGGAGGAUUCAGCAGGGAGGAGAAGGUGGCAAAGAGCUUCCUAGGGUUAGAGGCAGAUGCUUGAAAUUUAGAGUGGUAAAAAGUGGCUUUAGCAGCAGAAAUGGAGGAAGAGAAUGUAGAGAGUAGGGAGUGGAAAGAUGACAGGUCCGCAGGGAGUCUAGUUUUCCUCCAUUUCCGCUCGGCUGCCCAUAGCCCUGUUCUCUGAGCUCGCAAUGAAUCGUCAAGCCACGGAGCAGGAGGGGAGGACCGAGCCGGCCGGGAAGAUAGGGGACAUAGAGAGUCAAAAGAUGCAGAAAGGGAGGAGAGGAGGGUUGAGGAGGCAGAAUCAGGAGAUUGGAGGGAGAAGGAUUUAGCAGAGGGAAGAGAUGAUAGGAUGGAAGAGGAGAGAGUAGUGGGAGAGAGAGAGCGAAGAUUGCGACGGCACAUUACCAUCUGAGUAGGGGCAGAGUGAGUAGUGUUGGAGGAGAGCGAGAGAGAAAAGGAUACAAAGUAGUGGUUGGAGACUUGGAGGGGAGUUGCAGUGAGAUUAGUAGAAGAACAGCAUCUAGUAAAGAUGAGGUCAAGCGUAUUGCCUGCCUUGUGAGUAGGGGGGACGGUGUGAGGGUGAGGUCAAAAGAGGAAAGGAGUGGAAAGAAGAAGGCAGAGAGAAAUGAGUCAAAGGCAGACGUAGGGAGGUUAAAGUCACCCAGAAUUGUGAGGGGUGAGCCAUCCUCAGGAAAGGAACUUAUCAAGGCAUCAAGCUCAUUGAUGAACUCUCCAAGGGAACCUGGAGGGCGAUAAAUGACAAGGAUGUUAAGCUUGAAUGGGCUAGUGACUGUGACAGCAUGGAAUUCAAAUGAGGAGAUAGACAGAUGGGUCAGGGGAAAAAGAGAGAAUGUCCACUUGGGAGAGAUGAGGAUUCCUGUGCCACCGCCGCGCUGACCAGAUGCUCUCGGGGUAUGCGAGAACACAUGAUCAGACGAGGAAAGAGCAGUAGGAGUAGCAGUGUUUUCUGUGGUAAUCCAUGUUUCCGUCAGCGCCAAGAAGUCGAGGGACUGGAGGGUGGCAUAGGCUGAGAUGAACUCUUGCCUUGUUGGCCGCAGAACGGCAGUUCCAGAGGCUACCGGAGACCUGGAACUCCACGUGGGUCGUGCGCGCAGGGACCACCAGAUUAGAGAGUGGUAGCAGCCACGCGGUGUGAAGUGUUUGUAUGGCCUGUGCAGAGAGGAGAGAACAGGGAUAGACAGACACAUAGUUGACAGGCUACAGAAAAUGGCUACAAUAAUGCAAAGGAGAUCAGAAUGAAAUGAACUAAGCAUCUGGGAAAGCGAGAGAGCGGGGCCUCCUUCACUUACGUUUCACUGAAACACUCAAAUACUGUAGAACUCUCCCAACUUCCACUUUAGAUUAAUAGACUUUAGUUAGUGUCUGGUCUAUCAGCGAUGUUACCAAACAGACUAGUUCUGUCUCUUGCCUCUAGUUAGUGUCUGGUCUAUUAGCGAUGUUACCAAACAGACUAGUUCUGUCUCUUACCUCUAGUUAGUGUCUGGUCUGUUAGCGAUGUAUCAUAUCCAUAAAACUUUAACUUUGGUUGAUCCCACUAUGUCUAGGGAAGAGUCCAUGUUUCAUUCCAGUCCUGUGUAUGACUGACUGACCCGAUGAUGAACUUCAUCUUGCCCCUGCGUGCCGUGUCGACCAGGAUGGGCACCAGCUGGGGGUCCCGGGGGCCGAAGAUACCGUGAGGUCGGAUGGCCACCGUCAGGAGACCCUUCUCUUUGUCACAGGCCUUCAGAACCAGCUGAGACACCACAGAGAGACAAGAUGCAGAUAGAGGAGAACAUUACUUAUUUAAUGUGGAGCUGAUGUGGAGCAUGUAGAGUGUAUGUUACAUGUAUGGAUAGGUCAGCAUCAAUGUCUUAAUGUGUAGGCAAGUUCUCCCCCCUAGCAAUGCUCUGGUACCAUUAACAUAACUUUGAUAAGGCUAUUCUACAAAAUAAACAAGCUUCCUCACCUUCUCCUGUUCUAUCUUGGUCUCUGUGUAGUAGUGUCCUCACCUUCUCCUGUUCUAUCUUGGUCUCUGUGAAGUGGUGUCCUCACCUUCUCCUGUUCUAUCUUGGUCUCUGUGUAGUAGUGUCAUCACCUUCUCCUGUUCUAUCUUGGUCUCUGUGUAGUAGUGUCCUCACCUUCUCCUGUUCUAUCUUGGUCUCUGUGUAGUGGUGUCCUCACCUUCUCCUGUUCUAUCUUGGUCUCUGUGUAGUAGUGUCCUCACCUUCUCCUGGCACCUGCUCCUGACACUGGCACUGCUGGUCAAUACCACUUUCUAUAGUAGACAGGCAGAAAAACACCUUAACUGUUAGUCCCCUUUACUGACUAUCUAUUUACUAGAUCAGUAAUUACAUUAAAGAAGGGAGAAUGUCCAAGUAUUUUAACAGAGCAUUUCUUUCAUUGAAUUGAGUCUGUCUUUAUUGUAAUAUAUUGUAUGACAGGCCUGUCUGUCUAGUAGUAACUCUAUACUGCCCCCUACCUGUACUCCGGCCUCGGUGCAGGCCUGUAGGACAGUCUGUGUCCCCUGGAUGUUGACUCUCUGAAACAGAGCCUUGUCAUCACUGGCUGGGGCUGGAGAGGCACAGUGGAACACCAGGGAGACAUCUUGGAGGGCUGUUAGGAGAGCCUGGGAUAGGGACACACAAUGAUGCCCAGAUGCAGACACACACAAGCACACACGAAGACACACACAGGCCUAACAUGUACACACAAGGCACAAAGGCCAUAGACCCUAACAAGGCCCCAACCAGCUCAGUGCACAGACUCUUCAUAUACAGACAGACAGACUCACCUGUUUGUCACAGAGGUCUCCCUGGUGGAAGGUGACUCCAGGUAGUUCGUAGCUCUGUCUGAUGUCAAACACUGACACAGUGUAGCCCUUAUCCAAGAGCUUCUCUACCAGGUGUCUACCCAGGAACCCAGAGCCUCCUAUCACUGCACACCGCUUACUGCUCUGUAAAGGGACAACAUUCAGUAAAGACAGACAGACACAAAAAGACACACUAUGAUACAAUGAAACUGACAACCAUUAGACAUAUGAGAAGAACAAAUAAAUAGCCUAAGCAUGUGGCACAUAGCUCAGAAUUGUAUAUGUUCUUCAACCUACUGCGCACUCACCGGUCGUAUGCGCGUGGCCAUGGCGAACUGCAGGUGAGUCGUCGGUGUUGGAAGCCAAACUGACAGAGAAAUUUGAUUAUUUGGUUAAAGUUCCCUCGUUCGAAAACAGUUUGACAAGAUGUCACAUGGACAAUUGAAGCAUGAUGAAGACUACAAGCAAACACCUUUAGGCUAUUUCAAGACAAGUUUACAAUAUAAAGACACACUAAUAUGCUUUCAAAAAAGUGAAAAUGUUUCAUCUGUUUUGCAACAAUAUAAACGGACCCGCGCACAAAUAUAAUAAACCCUGUAUCUGCUGAGCGCGAGAGGCGCUCUCGUUGGGUGGACGGAAGUUUGGGUGGAAAGGGGACAUGCUCGAACAGCCAAUGGAGUGGAGCUACGUCAAAGAACGCCACUGCUCUGACCAACCGGGACAUAGUCACAGUGAGACCACACCCACAGCGGGUAGCUAUAGGAGUGUAAACGCCCCUAAACCUGAUCCUGUAUCCGUUUUUAUAUUUCACACACCUCGGUUUCAGAUCAGUUGGCGCACGGAGAACAGAUUCUGGAUCAGAGCUUCAACGAUCAAUCCAGCCAAUUGUCGUAUAGAGUUUUAUACCACAUGUCCUCAACAACCAAUUAUCUUCUCGCCCGACUAGAUGCACUCGAUUUAGCUUGCUCGGCACGUUUAUACGAAUUGUUUCCAUUCUGAAUGUGCCAAUUUGUAUCCCCGGCAGGCAGAAUGAGCUAAAUCGAGUGCGCAUUCACGGGCACUGAUCAAAAUGACGAUAGCACAGACAGAAUACUGCGUUCAUUGACUGGAAAUCUUCAUUUUAUUUUCUUAAUUUCGUAACCAAAAAUUAUAUUAACCAUAUUAUAACAUUGUGAUAUGCUCGACUGAUAAUAACUGUAUAUCUGUUAUUGCAGACCCUGUAAUAAACGGUCCGGUUUUCUGUCUAUGAUCUCAUCCCUGCCUGGAUGAUAGGAGGAGAGAGAGGAGCGACAGCAACACAUUAGACAGAGCACUCUUCAGUAAAUCUACGGUUCUCUUGUUGCUGUCUUCGCGAAUGAUCAUCUGAAAUGGUGAGUAGGCUAAUGCUGGAGCGCAAUUAACGGUUUUGCAAUUUACAUUUUAGUCAUUUAGCAGACGCUCUUAUCCAGAGCGACUUACAGUUAGUGAGUGCAUACAUUUUUCAUACUGGCCCCCCGUGGGAAUCGAACCCACAACUCUGGCGUUGCAAGCGCCAUGCUCUACCAACUGAGCUACAGGAGGCCCAUUCUGUUUUGAUACUCCUUGUGCUUCUGCUACAAAUGACAAAAGGCCUCCAUACACUGAGGCUACCACAACCGGUAUUAACCGUAACUGGCUGUGCGAUAGGAAUACUAGGCUUGCUUAUUAUUCACUCAUUUGAAGCAAGUGCAUAUUAUCUGAUAGGGCUAAUAAUGGGAUGUAAAUAAUCAGAAUGAAAAAAGUAAUGAUGCAUUUUUUCCCAUGUCUAUGCUAGCCUUCUAUUGCCGGCUAUCUGUAAAUAAUCAGCUAUAGUGCUAGUCAUGAUCUCCCUAUUUAUGCCAUGUUUCCCCCAGGCUAUCAGACUUUUACAUUGAAAUGGCCCUAUGCAGAUACAAGAUGAUUUGUCUAUAAAGAUCAAUUGAAAUCACACCCUUCUAAGGCUUUCCCUGUCUCUUUAUCUCCUGGCUGUAUUUCAAUAUUCUGACAUAGCUGGACUGAAGGAGAUUAGACAAGGAAUCCACUUAAGACCAUUGAGAUGCACCCAUCAAGCCUUAAUGUGUUUUCUUGUUGCCAUCGCUAGGCGACCAGUGUAAAGAGGCCGUCCCUGGGUCCGGUCCCUCCCCCCAGGAAGAAGUCCAGCCCCAAGCCGGAGCUCACUGAGGAGCUGAAACAGGAGAUCAGAGAGGCCUUCGAACUGUUCGACACCGACGCCUCCGGACACAUCGACGUCAAGGAGUUAAAGGUCAGGGGUCAGAGGUUAGGGGUUAUGCACAGGGACAAUGUUUGUGUAACGUGAUGUACUACAGUACCCAUAAUGCUUAGUAAUACAGUGUCGGUCAACAAAGAUAGUCCUGGGGAGCUACGGGGUGGUCAAGCGUUUGUUCCAACUCAGCACUAACACACCUGGUUUUAACCAACUCAUCUGUUUCUAUCUAUCUAUCUAUCUAUCUAUCUAUCUAUCUAUCUAUCUAUCUAUCUAUCUAUCUAUCUAUCUAUCUAUCUAUCUAUCUGUUUCUCUCUCUCUCUCUCUCUCUAGGUUGCUAUGAGGGCGCUGGGGUUUGAGCCAAAGAAAGAGGAGAUUAAGAGGAUGAUAAUGGAGGUGGAUAAGGAUGGAACAGGAAAGAUCUCCUUCUCUGAUUUCUUCACCGUCAUGACUCAGAAGAUGGUAAGAAAAACAACAUAGUGAAUAAAUAAUGUCUGUUUUUGUCAUAAAUAAUUUACACUGUCAGUGUUUAACAUUGUAAGCUAAAACAUAAACAAAGAGAGUUGCACACACUACAUAUAAACACCCAAUAAUUUAUUGGGUAAACCACCACCGUUUCGGCAUCACUGUGCCUUCUUCAGGGUGAUGUCAUGAAUGCUUGAACCAGGUUAUGUAGACAAACUGCGCAAUUAGUUCAACCAAUGACAAUAGUGAGGAGUGUGUCAUAAUUAUUAGGUUAAUUAGAAUAAAUUGAGUGAAACUGUUAAAAGACAAUGGUUUACAGUGUGGUUACUACAUGAUUCCAUGUGUUAUUUCAUCGUUAUUCUACAAUGUAGAAAAUAGUAAAAAUAAAGAAAAAUCCUUGAAUGAGUAGGUGUUCUAAAACCUUUGACCGGUAGUGUAUAUAGAGUAUUUUGUUGUAUUACAGGGUAUUUUAGUAAUAUUGUAUCACCAUGCAGUAAUAUUGUAUCACCAUGCAGUAAUAUUGUAUCACCAUGCAGUAUUGUGUUAUUGUAUUGUGUUACAGUGUGUUGUAACUGUUACUGUCUACCCACCCAGGCUGAGAAGGAUUCAAAGGAGGAGAUCCUGAAAGCAUUCCGUCUGUUUGAUGAUGAUGAGACGGGGAAGAUCUCCUUCAGGAACCUGAAGAGGGUCGCUAAAGAACUAGGAGAGAACCUGACUGACGAGGAACUGCAGGUGAGACAUACACAUGGACAGCACUGUACACACACACACACACACACACACACACACACACCUGGACAGCACUGUACACACACACACACACACACACACAUACAUGGACAGCACUGUAUACACACACACACACACACACAUACAUGGACAGCACUGUAUACACACACACACACACACACACACACACACACACGGACAGCACUGUAUACACACACACACACACACACCUGGACAGCACUGUAUACACACACACACACACACACACACACACACACACACACACACACACACACACACAUACAUGGACAGCACUGUAUACACACACACACACACACAUACAUGGACAGCACUGUAUACACACACACACACACACACAUGGACAGCACUGUAUACACACACACACACACACACACAUGGACAGCACUGUAUACACACACACACACACGGACAGCACCUUUGCCCCACACCUGGAGAGCACUGUACACACACGUGAACAUACAGGAUGAUAUGGGAUAGGAUAGAAGAGCUUUAUUUUGUCAAGAAAAAUAUACUGGUCUACUGCUAAGGCUUCAGUUUAAUUGUUUACUGUGAAUCUGCCAUCCUCCCUUCCCCUGUUCCCUGCUUCCUCUCUCCUCCGUUCCCAUCCCUCUCCCCCCCCUCCAUCCCUCCCCUCCUUCCCUCCCCUCCUUCCUCCAUCCCUCCCCUCCUUCCUCCACUCCUCCAGGAGAUGAUCGAGGAGGCAGACAGGGAUGGAGACGGAGAGGUGAACCAGGGAGAGUUCCUACGCAUCAUGAAGAAGACCAGCCUGUACUGAGACUGGACCAGGGUGUUGUGGGGUAGAGGGUGGUGUUGGGGACAUACAGGGGCAGAGGAGACUGUGGGUUGGUUUUACAUGUUAUGUACUAGUCAAGUCAUUACUCAGUUAUCCUGUCCUAGUUUAAUUAGACAACUUCCUUUCCUCGUCUCCUUCCUUACUGUCACGACCACUCAUCAGUUAGUCUUUAUAGCGCUCUGUCUGUCUCUUAGUUAGAAUGCUGGUAGAGUCCCAAAACAGUGCUUUCAUCUAUCAAUACCCUUUCACCUUUCAUAUCUGUUAUCGUGAAGGUAAAUGGGACAAGGACAGGAAGCUGUUUAAGAAGACUAGGAUCAGAUACUGCACACAGAAAGAUGCCAAACAAUCAUUUCCAUUCCAGAACCUCUACUCUUCUCUCCUUCAUGUAGAUAGAUUUAUGUGACGUCAAGGAUUUGCCUAAAAGAAUCGCCUUGCUCAAACUGAUCCCCUUAAACACGUUGCUUGUCUUCGUGCCUGAGUCUCUACCAGAGGGUAUGAAUCAUCAGUUUCAGGGAAGACCCCACCUCCUCUACCCCUAGUCAGCCCCUCCCCUCCAACACCCACCUUGAAUCUAUUUGAACUCUAAUCUAAAGUUGUGAAAGUUGACUGUAUUUUUCUUAUUCGUAUUGUUGUAUUUUUGUCUCUUUGAAUUAUCUACAGUAUGAUCUCCUGUAUUCUGUGUUUUGUACGUAUAAACUG